AGGACAAUCAGUAAAUCUCGACUAUCCAAUACAAGUGCAAGAUAACGACGGCUGGAAUGCAAACGUUGAGAGUACAUUCACUAUAAAUGAGGAAGGUGACGCCUUUUUUAAAGUUGUCGAAAAACAAGAAGGCGAAGACUCUAAAUUACCAUACAAGAGAAGUUUAACUAUAGAAAUCAAGGGUCGAAUGAAUUAUAACACAAAGAAGGAAUACAAAUUUAAACUUUUAGCACAGAAUACAAAGGAAUCUUAUGAAGGUAAAUUGCUUCAAUCAGAAGCUGAAGUUACCAUUAAAGUUAAAGACGAGGAUGACCUUGACCCGGCAUUUAAGGAUGUUCACUAUUUUGUCGAUCUCCAGCACAAAAAGGAGGAAGAUGGUGUCAUAAUUCAACAGAUUGGAACUGAUAAUUCCGUGAAAGCAGAUAAAGAUGGGAAUAUGUCACCCUUGAAACUAAGUACAUCACCUAAAAUCGAGGCUUAUGAUCAAGAUAUAGGAAUUAAUGAAACAAUCAUGUACCGUAUUCCAAGAGAUCAAGAUUUUAUAUUGAAAACCUUUGAGAUUGAUAAAAACACGGGUGAAUUAACUUUGAAGUCUGCGAGUCAAGAACUAUUAACAAAAAGUCAGCUUAGCUUCGCUAUUGAGGCUUAUCAACAGAAUAAUGAUCUUCGAAAAGCUCACGCUACUGUGACAGUCAGGCUUACGACUGAAGAUGUGAUUCUCCCAAUAUUCACGCAAAAUAUCCGUAUACCUAAAAGUCUUCCAGAAAAGAGUGAAGUUCACUCCAUUGAAGUCAACGUAGAUGCAAAAUUUACAAUUUCAGGUCCUGAAAAAGACAAGUUUAGCAUUGAUGCCUCUGGCAAGAUUACGCUACUUGGAAGCCCUACUUCCUGUGAGACGGGCUGCACUAUUAUUGUUACAGCCGAGUCUAGUCUUAGUAAAAAUCAGCUUAAGAUUGACUUUUUUGUCAAAGAAGACAAUCGAGUGUUUGCUAAAGAUCAAUUUUUUGUAGAAAUGGAUAAGGAAUCUACAACAGAUUUCACACUCGACCUCAAAACUGAAAAUGUUGACCUUCAGAUAGAAGGUGAACACACUGAUAAAUUCAGUGUUUCUAACGACGGUAUAAUUACAAUGGAUCCCAACAAGGUUGAAACGAAUCAAAAAUAUCCUAUCCAUAUCCUUGCAAAAACUAAAUCAACACCUAAGAUAACAGAUACAACUAAAGUCAUUAUUUAUGUAGUACAAAAAGCUCAAACCACUGGAAGUUUAUUUGAAAAGGAGCUUUUCAGAGUGGAAAUUCCUACUGUCAACACCAAAGGUCAGAAGGUAUUUACAGUAAAGACCACAAAGAGUGAAGUUCAGAUUGAAAAAAUAGGAGGUAGUGGUAAAGACUAUUUUAAUGUUGACGGCAAGGACAUUAUCCUGGAAUCAUCUAUUGAACCUGGGAAAGUUCUCGAACUUCUGCUCAAAGGCAUAUAUAACUCCGAGGAAGAAAAGAUUACAGAUACAACCAAAAUUGAAUUUUCGGUCCAAGAUGAAUUGUUUAGUAAAAAACUCAUUGUGAAAGUAAUUGAUAGUGGAUUUAAACCUGAUAGACCAAUUGUAUCUAUAGAUGUGGAGCAAGAAGAUGGUGUUAUUGUAACAGGUGAAGACAAAGAUUACUUUGGCAUUAAAAAUAAACAGAUAUACUUGAGGAAAGACUUAGAUCCUGAAAAGCUAAUAUACCAGAUUACACUAGAGGACGAAACCCAAACCUACACUGACAAAAUGGAAAUUGUAUUCGUCAUUGAUCGAGGACUGCCACCGAAACUGUUCUUCAAGGAUGUUUUUGUUGUAGACAUCUAUCCCAAUGCUACUACAGGAACUCAAGUCUUCAAGAUAGAGGCGAAUGUUAAUGAUGUGACUUUCAAAAUCAUUCAAGACGAUAAGGAUAUGUUUGACAUUGAUGAGGACUCUGGAGAAAUUACUCUUCGUAGAGAUCUGGAAGAAGAUGAUACCAAAUUCCAUCUGAUCAUUGAAGGUGCCAAAGACUCGGUAAAAGAAAAUAUUGAGGUUGUGUUUUUAGUAGGCAGAUGUGGCGCUGACGUCAAACUCUUUUCAAAAUGUGUCUACAAAGAGGCUAUAAGUUCCGAUGCAUCUUCUCCAAGAGUGAUAGUUCAACUGAGGCACGACUUCGAUAUCAUACCCCCAGUUAAUACCAAGUACACCAUCAAAUCGGGAAACGAAAAUGGAUAUUUUGACAUCGACGGCCAGGGACAAGUGAUCCUAAAGAAACCACUCAAUUCUUCACUUGACGAUAAAUUUGUUUUACUAAUUACGGCUAUGAAGAUCGUGCCUAAAAUACAAAGAGUUCAAGCUGUAGAUAUUCCAGAAGUUGAAAGUAACGAAGCAGUUGUUAUCAUAACCCUGCAUGGUUCUCCGAAGUUUCUUCACAUGAAACCGCUUGUAUUGGUAUACGAACCAUGGCAACCACUCAGUGACUACGUAUAUCAACUGAAGUACUCGGGAACACCUGAACAAGAAGGACAAUUAACAUUUUCUAUCAAUGAAAGCAAGAAAGAGACGAAAUUCGAUAUCACACAGAAAAGCGGACUACUAUUUCCAACUGCUGACGUUACUGCCGACGAUUCAUUCCAGACAGACUUCACUGUCGUUAUGGAAGACUCCAAAGGAUGGAAGGACUCUAUAAAAAUCUAUAUAUUCCGUUUGAAAACAAACCAGAUGUUCGUCCUCCAUUCUACUCUAAAACUACACGAACUCUCUAAAGCUGACAUAGAGAAGAAGCUAAAGGAAGAUACAAGUAACCACUACAAAUUAUUACAUUUCGAAGGUUCCAAAAAAGCCAAGAUGAGUUCAUCCUUCUAUAUGGCGGGAGUGGGAAAUUAUAAGCGCGCAGAAGGCUAUAAACCAAUGGAAUACCAAGAGCUCCAAAAGUGGAAUGUAGGAGAGCUAAAGGAAGUUUUUGGACCAUUCAUUUUAGAGCCUCUAGAAAAUCAAAAUGUAAUGACAGAAGACAAACGGUUGGGAGAAGAGAAAGAGGUUUCAUAUACCAUUGCAGUUGUUGUGCUGGGCGGUGCUGUUGCUAUCAUGUUGAUCUUACUUCUCCUCUUAUUUCUGAACCGUCGAUUCUUUGGUCGUCAUUCAAGAAAAGAAGACACUGAGCAACUAACAAAACGCGACUCAGACUCGGAAUUGGAUAGUAGUGCGAAACCCAGUUGGAUGAUCCCGCUUCCACCGUCUCUACAGGAAAGUUUUGCAGACAGCGAUACUCAAUAUCUGUACAAAAGAGUAAUGGAAGAGGACAACGAAAACAUAACAAAAAGCUUCUUCAAGAAUGUUGUUGAAGAAAUUAAUGAAAGAAAAGCCGCGAGGAUGUCAUCAGCUACCUACGUUCCAGUGUCUAGUCCAACAAAUGUUGAAGAUAAACCAACUGAGGAUUCUCUAAUUGAACUAGCAGAAGAUAAGCACGACGGUAACGUCAACAAUGAUAAUCCGAUUGUAGACGGUAACGUCUCCAGCAAAACAAAUGUUAUGGAGAGCACAUUACCACAGCCAGAUUAUCCAUCUAUUGAUAAUACCGAUGUUACUGAUAGUGCUAACAAUGACGACGGCCAAAACGUUGCGGUUGACACGGAGUCAGCUGAUGAUACUGAUGACAACAUAAAUGAUCCAAACAACCAGAACAGAAAGAAAUCGGUAGUUACGUUUAAUGAGGAAUUAGAAGUAAUCACCUACGAUAAUAAGCAAUGAAGAUGGUUCCAGUGAAAAAAAUGUGGAAACCUCUCUUAAUUUUCACAUGCAAAUUCUGAUCACUGAAUAAAUUAAUUUUUACGUAACAAAAUUAUAACCUUCAAAAAUAAUAGAGUAUUGCAAUAUGUUGAAUAUAAACUAAAGUAAUGUUUCAAGAAAGACGAAAUCAAGCAAAUAACUGAAAACGUCAGUCAUUACUGAUUAAUGGAAAUAUAAUUAAAAAUUGUAUAUUUUCAGGAUGAAUAAUGGCGUAAAGUUAGCAAAAGUAUCAUAACGAUUGUUGAAAGGAUGAACUGCUGUUUUGCAGAAUGUUUAAUUUCAAGAACAAUGUCAAUAAUUUCCAUAACAAUUGUCAUAAUUA
Limulus polyphemus (Atlantic horseshoe crab) is the source of this 4109-nucleotide messenger RNA. Its product is annotated as protocadherin Fat 3-like. The coding region runs from base 188 to 3748 and encodes 1186 amino acids. Gene Ontology annotation, molecular function: calcium ion binding; cadherin binding. NCBI's taxonomy places the organism in Eukaryota, Metazoa, Arthropoda, Merostomata, Xiphosura, Limulidae. The transcript is spliced from 23 exons. Gene Ontology annotation, cellular component: membrane; catenin complex. The record is from RefSeq and is a predicted model, not a curated record. Gene Ontology annotation, biological process: homophilic cell-cell adhesion.